CUUUACUGAUACCACUUAGCGGCCGAUGUGAAGAUCUAAUCACACCAGCAGGUGCUCGAGCAAAGCGAAGAUCACCUCUGCCAUUUCUAGCAAUGACCAAAUUCAUCGACGAUGAAAAUUUUUUGCAAAUGUCCCCAGAAGAUUUUCCGCAUACUCACGAUGAAGAGGUCAUUGAUCUGAAGACUUUCGUCCAGCUGAUGGUGCAAUUCUACAAAAUCGGUUGGAUGAGAGGAAGUGGUGGGGCAUUGGGCUGCAUUGCUAGGGAUAAACUCUUCAUUUCACCAUCUGCAUUGCAAAAGGAGAGGCUGAAAACGUCGGACAUCUUUAUCUACGAUCUGCGAAGUAAACAGGAAGUCCAACGGCCAUCACAUGCAAAAGUUGAUGUGUCAUCAUGCUCCGUCUUAUUUGCUUUAGUUAUGAAACAAACAGGAUCGAAGUGUGUUAUUCACACUCAUGGGAAGGCUGCCAAUCUUUUGACCCAGUUACUGAGGGAUAAGGAUGCAUUUGAGAUUUCACAUCAAGAAUACAUAAAAGGUGUUUAUGAUCCUUUCACCGGCAAGAACUUGAACUACGAUGACACGUUGACAAUUCCCAUCAUCGAAAACCAAACAAAGGAAGAGCAUCUGCUGCCAGCUCUGGAAGAAUGCUUAAAAGUAAAUCAACGUACUUGUGCCGUUCUUGUGAGAAAUCACGGUCUAUUCGUUUGGGGAACAACAUGGGAAAAAGCGAAAAUAAUGGCGGAGUGCAUCGACUACCUUCUGGAUUUGGCCAUUGAUAUGAUUCGAUGUGGAAUUCCUCUCGUUAAAGAUUCUACUAUGGAAAGAUCAGUCGAUCCUGACGAGGAGUAUCGGCACAUAUUCUAUGCUCAGUAGGAGGGAAGUGUAGUCACUAAGAUUGUCAUUUCGUGGAACGGGUUGAAUGUUCGCUUUUCUUUGCUUCUGCUCAGGGUCAUACACGCUAAAAAAUGAAGAAAAUUGUUUUCCUUCGCAAAUCUCAGAUUUUGUUGUUCUCCAAUCUGGU
Cylicocyclus nassatus is the source of this 1020-nucleotide messenger RNA. The record is from the annotation of a GenBank genome assembly. NCBI's taxonomy places the organism in Eukaryota, Metazoa, Nematoda, Chromadorea, Rhabditida, Strongylidae.